ACGAUGCAGGCUACGAAUAACGGGCCGGGAGAGGUCCCAUGUGGCGCCAGGAGGGUGCGGUUGACUACGCCCCACCCAUGGAACCUGUGGCGUCGCCCGACCCCAGGUCGUACGGUAUCGAACGACAAGUCAUUGAGCCUGUUGUCCAAUAUGUCCAGAAAAUCAAACAACACUGCGAUCCAGAUACGUAUCGACAAUUGGACAUUCUCCCCCGUUAUCACCGCAGGUCCUAGCAAUAGACGCGCUGCACAUCUUGAGACAACGUAACUCCACGUGCGCCUAUGUUCCGUUGCCCAAAUCGGUAUACGAUUGAUUCGAUGAGGUAGAGGUUUUACGCCAAAUCGCAAAACUCUUCAAAGACGCAUCUGACUCCAUUUUCGUGUGUUCAUGCCAGACAGAAGGCAACAGUUGAUGGACGACGGCCCAUGGCCUGGAACCCCUUUAGAUGGGGAUGAGAUAUUGUCGCAAAUUCGCCGAGCCCAGCGCUACAUUCCACCUUAUCAUCCUUUCCAAUGGCCGUUGCAUUUGACAGCCCUUCUGGAUGACCCGCAUCAACCCUUGCAACACAGUUCCAGCUCUCAUGGUCCGCAAACAUGGCACUGUGGCCGUUUAUUUUAUCGUUCAAUCAGUACAACCGUGUACAUGAUAUCAACCGCACAACACCAAACUCAGGAAAACCCCAUAACGGCCUUUCUUGAUGACCCGUAUCAACCCUUGCAACAUCGUUCCAGCUCCCAUGGUCCGCAAACAUGGCUCUGCGGCCGUUUAUCCUAUCGUUCGAUUAGUACAACCGUGUAUAUGAUAUAACACCAAACUC
Laccaria bicolor S238N-H82 is the source of this 817-nucleotide messenger RNA. RefSeq lists its product as uncharacterized. The record is from RefSeq and is a predicted model, not a curated record. Lineage: Eukaryota; Fungi; Basidiomycota; Agaricomycetes; Agaricales; Hydnangiaceae. The transcript is spliced from 4 exons. The coding region runs from base 388 to 807 and encodes 139 amino acids.